AUGGCUGCACAAAACGCUAACGGAUCCAUGAGCAAUGAUGACUCCUUUGAUGUUGUCAUCACUGACAAGUCAACCAGCACUGCACUGAGCCCAAACUUGGAAAAUGCUUCAUCUUUGGACUCUGCUCUAAUGGCUCCUACAACAGCAAAUGCUACCGUAAGAACAAGACGCAGUGCUGGCACUACUAAAAAGUCAAGUGUUUUUCAAUUAGUGAAAACUAAAAAUUCAUCAUCCAACAACCCUUCAACGACGUCAACAUCAGGAGUGCUGACAUCAUCGAGUAGUAUUAUGAACGGAACAAAACAUAGUGAUGACAGUAAUAGUUUUCAUAAUGUGAAUUUACAAGGUGAAACGGAAACGAACAGCGUGGACAUGAUGACCGAUUUGGAAAAACAACCAAUCGUGUUACCAAAAAUCGACCUCAAUCGAAACAUGGACCUUUUUCCAAACCCCAAAUCAUCUUCAGAAAGUGUAAAUAAUUUUUCUAGAAACUCAAGCAUGGUCGAAGAGUCUCCCAUUCGAGAAGACUCAGAAAAAAAGCAAAUGAGGAAAAGAAUAAUAUUUCAACUGAGACGAAUUAUUCAUCAAAUUAGGUUGUGGUGGUCCAUUAAAGCUGUCAGAUAUGCUUGCAUGGCAGUCACCACAAUGAUUGCCUUAUUUUUCAUCAUGACAUUGCUUGGAAUUUCUUUUGGAGGAAACAAAUCAUCAACAAUUCUAACACCAAACAUUGACAAGACUGCACCAGCAACACCAACUGAAGAAAAAUCUGUCACAUGGAUGGAAACUUUGGCUAGCUUCUUCUCCUCACAAAGUGCAGAGCCACCACAACCAGAAGAACAAAUUUUAACACUGUCGCCGGACCAAUACAAGACAAGUAUUGAGCAAUACUUGUCAAAAUCUAAACCAAUAAUUAUGAAAAAGUUUAGCAGCAAGUGGAUUGCAUCUUCGACUUGGAGCAAGGAAUUUAUUACAAAUCAAGAAUUUGAAAAGAGACUGAAGAGAUUGAAGAAAGAUCUUGCCAAAUGGACAAAGAAGAAAAAGAUUUCUCUCUCUAUUGCACCAUUGGAUGCUCUUUCUAGAUCAUUCUACAGGCUUCCUUUCAUUGCUUCAAUGAAAGAAUAUGAAUUUGAGUACGACUUUCCCCAGAAUUUAGAUCAAUUUGCAAAUUUCAAAAAAGUAUUUUCAGAGAUUUGGUUUACGAAAAGAACAAAGAAAGGAAGUCCUUUCAAUUUUGGAAGAAAUGAAAAUAUCAACAAGUUCAUGAUAUGUAUCAUUGACUCUGAUUCUCAAAUCAAAGUGUCCUUAACAUCUCCUCAGAAAGAAUUGACGGACACUGAGGUCAAGAAGACAGAUUGCAUUUUCAUUCCUUCUGGAUGGAGCUUCCAAUUUAAUGACGUCACAAAUGGUAAAUUUGUGACAUGGAUUUUUGAAUAA
Naegleria lovaniensis is the source of this 1434-nucleotide messenger RNA. RefSeq lists its product as uncharacterized. The record is from RefSeq and is a predicted model, not a curated record. The transcript has 2 exons. Bases 1 to 1434 code for a protein of 477 amino acids. Lineage: Eukaryota; Heterolobosea; Eutetramitea; Acrasida; Naegleriidae.